GAUUGUAGUAUUAUAGUUAUUCCAAGACUUCCUUUGGUCGAAGGCCCUGUGUGCCACUUCUUCCAUCUCCGCCAGUGCCGCACUUGGUUUCUUCUGCGGUUUUUCAUCUUCACUUUCAACCAAAGGGAGUACAACAACAACAAAAAAGCUCUGAUACUUCAUUUGAUUGGAUGUAUAGGAGCAUAUCAUUUUGGUGGAUGUACGCGUAAGCAAGAGAAACAUAAUUCUUUUAUAUUAGUGUGUGGCUCAAUUGAUAUGCUGAUAAAAAGUUAUCCUUCUGGUUGCAAAGAAACUUCUUUUGCAACCUCUUUCUCAUCUGAGAUCACGAAACGAGCUUCAUGCGACCAGGGUUCUGGUGCUGAAUUGUCAGAAAUGAGUCCAGAAAAAGAUAAAUAUCCUAUUGAUGUCUGUAUGGAAUCUGAUUCAAAGGAUGGUGAUCCUUGUUCCUUAAACAGUCUAGAUGGUCCACGACCUUCAACUUUCGGUGCCAUGCCUGGAAGUUUAAAGCCCAUAGUAUAUCGUAGGAAAAAGUUCAAACAGAACCCUCGUCCUACUUUCUUCAUUGAACCAUCAGCUGAAGUUAGGCCUAGCAAUGGAUGCCCUUCUGAGCUCUGUUCUGAAGUCCAUUCAGGAACUUUGAAGGAAGGCAUAGUUGCUGCUGAGAAAUUAGCUACAGCAACUCCUGUUCUUCUGCCUGCUGAGUGUAACAGAGGAAACCUUCUAUCUAAAUCAAAUUCUUGUGAUGGUAGACCUGAAGGGGAAGAGCAGUGCUCUGAAGCAGCAUCAAGAAGUGAUAUGCAAAGGACUUCAAAUGUUUGCAUAAAUGAUAGCCAUUCGUCAUCAAAGUGUAAUUUGGAUUUUGGGUCUUCUUCGUUGAAGACGCUUGUGGAUGAUGCUGGUGAGUGCUCCUCAUCUGGUGCUUUAUUACCUGAAAGAUUGGGUAAUAAUAUGCCAGAAAAGGAUGUAUGCACAGCAAUUCUUAGAGGUUAUGGGUUGCUUGAAAAUGUUGUGGUUACAAAACUCGGAGCAUCCACAGAAGACUUUUAUACCAGUUCUGACAACUGCUGUUUAAUCUCAUGCAAAGCCUGUGAUUGUUCAGAAUCUACAGUGAAGAUGCUAAUCUGUGAUAACUGUGCUGAUGCAUAUCAUUUAUCGUGCUGCAAACCCCAUAAAAAGAUAGCACCAGAGGAUGAGUGGUUUUGCCAAACUUGUUUGAUUAAGAAGCGGAGAUUGCUCAAGAAAUCAUCUUGUAAUGCGAGUUCUAGCAAUUCUCCAUCUGAAGGUGAAUCAGGACCUACAGCUCUCAUGUUGAAGGACACCGGUUAUAAAACUCGUGUUCGUAUUAGCAAAAAGUAUCAAGCUGAGAUUCCUGACUGGACAGGUCCAGCGACAGAUGACGCUGGUUGUAGUGGUGAACCAUUUGAAAUCACACCUUCAGAGAAUCUCUGCUUGCCUAAACAAUCUUCUAACGAACAUAUGAGGAUUAGCUCUAUUGGCAAUUGGCUUCAGUGCCGGCAGGUCAUCGAAGGUUUUGGGAAACGUGUGGAUGGAAGUAUCUGUGGGAAGUGGCGAAGGGCGCCGCUAUUUGAAGUUCAAACAGAUAAUUGGGAGUGCUUCCGUUCUGUCCUUUGGGAUCCAGCUCACGCCGAUUGUGCUGUACCUCAAGAACUAGAGACGGAGGAAGUUCUGAAGCAAUUGAAGUAUAUGGAGAUGUUGAAACACCGGCUGGUAGUUAAGAGGCGCAAAUUGAAUCAAACCUCAGGUGCUGGCUCACGGUUCUUGACAAAGAAAUGAGAAGAUACAGGCUUCAUGUACGGAAAUGUUCAUCUUGUACAUUUAAGCAUAAAAAUUUUGGACAAUUGGAGUAGUACUACAUGAGAUUUUCAUCACAGUAUUCUGAUGUAAUUGCUUCAGAAACAUAGUUGUACAAUUUAGAAGGUGCAAGGAAUCAGCUGCAAAGUCGACUUGAUCUUUCCUGGCUUCACUUCAUCACAGUACGCUGAUGUAAUUGCUUCAGAAACAUAAUUGUACAAUUUAGUAGGCGCAAGGAAUCAGCUGCAAACUCGACUUGAUCUUUCCUGGCUUCACUUCAUCUCUUAGUCCAUCUAUCUCUUCUCUUUUAUGUUUCGCAUUGUCAGGGCUGACAAAUUAACAUUUCACUUUCUUCGCCCUUAUGUCACAUUUCUGUAAUGCCUUGAUGAAUUUGUGAGGCCCUGGUUUAGUCAUUGCAGGAUAGAGAGCAGGUUGUGAGGAUAUGGGGAAUUUGUAGUCGUGAUGACUUUAUGUUAGUGCAUAUUUAUGUUUCUAUUUUUCUCUCUGGUAUAA
Solanum pennellii is the source of this 2325-nucleotide messenger RNA. RefSeq lists its product as uncharacterized. The coding region runs from base 256 to 1794 and encodes 512 amino acids. The record is from RefSeq and is a predicted model, not a curated record. Gene Ontology annotation, biological process: chromatin remodeling. Lineage: Eukaryota; Viridiplantae; Streptophyta; Magnoliopsida; Solanales; Solanaceae. Gene Ontology annotation, molecular function: zinc ion binding. The transcript has 7 exons.